Uloborus diversus is the source of this 2831-nucleotide messenger RNA. Its product is annotated as B-cell receptor CD22-like. The record is from RefSeq and is a predicted model, not a curated record. Lineage: Eukaryota; Metazoa; Arthropoda; Arachnida; Araneae; Uloboridae. The transcript is spliced from 11 exons. Bases 1 to 1818 code for a protein of 605 amino acids.
AUGGCGCAAAAUAUUCCUCAAGUGCUUUUCCCCGAAACUUUUGUCGAAGCACUAGAAGGCAACAGCGUCAAAAUGCCAUGCGACGUCCUUAAAAAAGCCGAAUUGCACAUUGAAUUCGUCUUUUGGUACAAGGGUCAUGGCCGAACGCCCCUCUACACAUUAGACGCCAGAGAUCGCACGCUAGCAGAAUCCGUUCAUAUUCGGAACGAAACGUAUGACGGUCGCGUGCAUUUUUACGUGACAACAGAAGAUCCUUAUCUAUUAAUGGACAAAGUAAGACUGGAAGACAGUGGAAUAUAUUUUUGCCGAGUUGAUUAUCAGUGGACAGCUACGCAGGUGUCUAAAGUUACAUUAACUGCUGUAGUUCCAUCACAGAGCCUUACUAUACGUGAUGGUGAAGGUAGCCUUAUUCGAGACGUUGCAGGACCUUACGAAGAGUUAACUGAUGUGUCUUUAAUAUGUGAAGCGCAUAAAGGUUCACCUUCUCCUAAUGUCACGUGGUGGAAGAACGGAAAAUUACUCGAUAGUGUUUACCAACAAAAAGGUGACACCGUCGUAAAUCUUCUUAAAUUGUACAAACUUAACAGAACGGAUAUAUUUGCAAACUUUCAUUGCAAGGCACAAAACACAAAACUCAUUAAUCCCACUAUACGAUCUGUUGUUCUGGAUCUGUAUUUGUAUCCAGUCUCAAUUAGUAUUGCAAGCCAUUCAUCACCAUUAUCCACUUCGAAGCUUACCGAAAUAUCCUGCGAGACCUUUGGAUCCAGACCUCCUGCAGUGAUAAGCUGGUGGCUCAACAACUCUCGCCUGUCAGAUCACACUGAAACAAUAACUGGGAAUACGACAAAGUCUGUGCUUCGUCUACAACCAAAGGCCGAGUUUCACAAACAGGCCCUUUCUUGUAGAGCAGAAAAUCCAAAGAUUAGACACAGUUCAGUAGAAAGCGUCAAAGUGCUCAAUGUUACAUAUUUACCACAACUAUCUCUUCGACUCCUCACAGAAGAACCCGAUCGCAGGCCAAAGGAAGACGAUUACAUCCGAAUAGUUUGUGAAAUAAACGCCAACCCUGGCGUAUCGGACGUUGGUUGGUUCUUCAACGGUUCUCCACUGUCAAACACCGAGUCAAGUAUGGACGUGGUGAAUCGAAACACCCUCGUGUUCAAAAGAUUGUCUCGAUCCAACAGAGGACGAUAUAAAUGCUACGCCAUAAAUGAUGAAGGCAGAGGUAUGAGUCAAGAACUGUUGCUAAAUGUCAGUCAUUCUCCGGUUUGCAAAGAACAUCAACAGAUAACAUACGUGGCGCCUUUACACAAAAGCGUGUCCAUCCGUUGUGAAGUGGAAGCUGAACCUUCAGAAGUUGUCUUCAAGUGGGAGUUUACAAAUUCUGUGCAAAAGCAUUAUGACUUAAAACACACGAGCGAUGGACUCGUUAGCACUGCAACGUACAGACCUCUGACCCACGCUGAUUACGGAACAUUGUUUUGCUGGGCAAGCAAUAGCAUUGGUCAUCAGUUGUCAUCUUGCUUUUUUACAGUUAUUGCGCCAGCAUGUUCUCCGGAAAGCAUACAAUCAAAUGCGUCUACGUCUAAAGAUGGAGAUGAAAAUAGUUGGCAAUAUUCUGCAUUAGCAGUUGGCUCAAUCAUCUCAGUCUGUAUUUUGUUUGUGACUGUUGUUUGUGCCUUUUAUAUUAGAAAAGUUCAAAUUAAAAAGAAGCAUAGCAAUAUAAGGAAAAUUCUAGAUGAGGAGAUUCAUAUUUUCAACCGAAUCCAAGUGUACAACAGUGACACGGCUCCCCAUGUACAUAUGGUUACAUCAUAAGGAAGACAAUAGUAUCAGAUGGAACACAAGCCAAGUCUCUUUCUUGUGCACAAACAGCAAGAUCCAUAAGGGAAAAAGUAUUUACUUAAAAUUGUGAUAUAUUCCCAAGAGUAUAAACAAAGAUUAAAAUUUUUCUGGAAUGUUUAACACGAAAAGGAAGCAUGAAAAGUAACUGCACAUCGAAAUAUGAUUUACAAAAUGUCAAAAUUACCAGAGAGACGACAUGAAACUUUAACUUGAUGAUAUGUUUUUUUUUCUUUAAAUAUAUAAAACCAUGCAAAUGUUUACUGUUUAAAGUGAGGAACUGAUCAAGAGUUGACACUGAAAUGUAAGGUGAAAAAAAGAGCUAAGACAGGAAAAAAAUGUAUGCGACGCCAGUUUGUGCUAAGAGUCCUUGGUCAGUAAUACAGAAAAUCAAAGGAUUUGAAAGUAUGGAAACAAAAAAAGGAUGUUUCAAAUGAUUCAAGAGUAUGUUUCGAACUCAACAAGAGUUUAAAAGAAAAAAUUGUAACUUCUUAUUUUUCCUACCUUGACGCUCGUUUGUGCAAUGAGACAUUGUUCUGUACAGAAAACUGAAAGAAUUGAGAAUACAAAAUAUUUUAACGUAUGAAAACUGAACUAGGGAAAACUUGUAAAAGUUUUUCUUUUUGAAUCAGAAGAAAUUUUAAAGAGUCUUCGCCAUUGUUAUUGUUUAGCAAUAGACUGUACAUCAACAAAUAAAAAAUGAUCAGUUAUUACUUUUUUUUUUAACAUUGAUGCUUGUUUCUGCUGCGAGCCCCUUGGCUGCGUAGCCCCCUGCUGCGAGCGUACUUAUGUUUCGUCAUGAAAUGAAAAUUUUAAAAAAGUAUUUAUCAUUGUGUUUGUUUAGUAACAUAAUCCACCAUCAAGAAACUGAAAAAUUGAGCGCUCUUACUUUUUUUUGGUUCUUUUGUGAAACAUUUUUUUGAAAAAAACUUUGCCAAACUGCUGAACAUAAGUGUUGGUUUUCAGUCAUUCUGAAAUGGUUGUAUUUA